AUGGCAUCUUCACAGACUCUUGAGUCAUCAUACGACUAUAUCAUCGUCGGCGGUGGUACAGCUGGCUUAGUCGUUGCGUCUCGACUCACCGAAGAUGCGGAGGUCCGUGUUCUAGUUGUGGAAGCCGGAGCUGACCAGAGCGCCAACCCUCUGGUGUUGACGCCGGGUCUAGUGGCUGGCGUGUAUGGCAAGGAGGAAUACGAUUGGAACUUCAGUUCCGUUCCCCAGCCUGGCCUGAACAAUCGUCGCAUCAACCAAUCUCGAGGCAAGAUGCUGGGCGGCAGCUCCGGUCUCAACUUCAUGCUAAUGCUGUACCCAUCAAGGGGCGUCUUGGACGCUUGGGGUGCUCUCGGCAACACUGGUUGGGACUUUGAUUCUCUUGCGCCUUAUUUCCGCAAGUUGGGAACUGAUCAUCCCCCUCCACAGUCGGCAAAGGAUGUCGUUGGCCUCGACUAUCAUGACGAGACUCUCAGCGGAAAUGGACCUUUGCAGGUGUCCUUCGGAGAGGGUUACAAUCCGUCGAAUACGGCUUGGAUGAGCACCUUCGCCAAUCUUGGUCUCGGCGUCACAGGAGACCCCCGAAGUGGCAAAGCGUUUGGGGCUUUCCAGAACCCGUGCAGCAUCGACCCAGAAACCAAGACUCGAAGCUAUUCGGCAAACGUAUACUACUCACCGGAAAUCGCGAAGAGGCCGAACCUUAUUGUGCUGACGGAAGCCAUGGUCAAGAAGAUCAACUUCGACACAUCCAGCGGUGAAGCCGUCGCAACGGGUGUGCAGGUUGUCACCAAAGAUGGCAAAGAGAGAACGAUCGCGGCUGACCUCGAGGUCAUUCUGGCUGCGGGCGCUCUCCAAACCCCUCAACUUCUGGAACUAUCCGGAGUGGGCGGAAAGCAGUUGCUCGAAAGCCACGGCAUUCCUGUUGUCAUCGACAACCCCAACGUGGGCGAGAAUAUGCAAGAUCAUGCGAUCGUCUGCCAGAGCUUCGAGGUCAACGAUGGAGUCCCAUCGGGCGACGUGCUGCGUGACGGGAACAUUCUGAACGCUGUCGUGGGACAGUACCAGGCAACACGCGAAGGUCCGCUCGGCCAGAGCACCAUCAGUUCCGCCUACACGCCGCUAGCCGACAUCAACGGCAUUGUUUCGGUGGACGAUAAGAAAAAGCUCUUUGCGGCUCAUGAAGGAAAAGUGAGCACGCCAGUGUCGAAGCUUGUGCGGUCCCUUCUUGAAUCCCCCGAUGAGCCAAGCAGUCAAUAUCUCCUGUUCCCGUCGCAGAUCACCAUCAACGACAACCCAGCCAACAUGGCCGAGUACAUCCUACCUUCGCGUCCCGAGAACUACAUCACCGUCAUGACCGUCUUGAACCACCCAUUCUCGCGCGGAACGGUGCACAUCACCAGUCCUGACCACAAAAUCUUGCCGGCGUGGGACCCGAAGUACAACUCCAACCCUCUCGAUCUGGAGUUGCUGGCGCGCAACGUUCAGUUCGUCGAAAGAAUCGUCGGCACGGAGCCUUUCAGCGAAAUUUUCAAGCCCGGCGGCAAGCGCCUACCCGAGAUCAAGGGUGAUGAUCUUGAGAGCGCCAAGGAGAUUGUGCGCCAAAGGCAGAUCUCCGUUUUCCAUGUUUCUGGAAGUUGCGCAAUGUUGCCGCGGGAGCAAGGAGGUGUCGUUGACGAGCGACUUCGUGUCUACGGGGCGAGGAAGCUUCGUGUGGUGGAUGCCAGUAUCUUCCCGAUUGAGCCGUUGGGCAACAUCCAGAGUACAGUUUACGCGGUGGCGGAAAAGGCGGCGGAUUUAAUCAAGGAGGAUCGGAAGCAGAACCGCAGUGCAUAA
This is a messenger RNA of Colletotrichum karsti, 1830 nucleotides long. Its product is annotated as aryl-alcohol. The transcript has 2 exons. The record is from RefSeq and is a predicted model, not a curated record. The coding region runs from base 1 to 1830 and encodes 609 amino acids. NCBI's taxonomy places the organism in Eukaryota, Fungi, Ascomycota, Sordariomycetes, Glomerellales, Glomerellaceae. Gene Ontology annotation, molecular function: flavin adenine dinucleotide binding; oxidoreductase activity, acting on CH-OH group of donors.